UCGUGUUCCCGCGCCAUUCGCUCGUUGAAUGAGAGACGAAACGAACGCAACUACUAGUUUUUGUGUUGAUAUUUCAUAACCAGUGGGCCGCGUGUAUUUUCUUCAAUAACAAUGGCAAACCUGAGUAUUUUUGUGCCCGUUCUUCUUCUGGCUUUAUUCAUCAAAGAAGGUGAACCAGUACGCUGUUGGACGUGUUCUUCAGACCUGAACCCGCUCUGCAACGACCCCUUCCUCGCUGGAAGAUCAGACAACUCCUACCUGUUCAGAUUGGAGAACUGUGACGCCAAUGCGGGAGCCACAUACCCCCAUCUCACGUCUUCCAAGUCCGUCUGCAAGAAGAUGAAGAAAUACAUCAACGGACAACUGGUUGUGAGCCGUGGAUGCACGUGGAAGCGUGCCGAUGACUACAGCACACAAUGCCCCAGCGCGUCCAACGGACCAUACGAAGUGACCUCUUUCUGUGAGACCUGUGAAUACGACGGCUGCAACGGAGCAGCUACCAUCAGCAAAACCAUUGCCCUACUAGCCGCCCCCCUCACACUCCUCCUCUUCAAGUAACUACUCCAAUAAAACACAAAUCAUAGUACAAAAUAAUAUAUUAGAGAUAUUUUUAUUGUCUACAGUGGGACCAUACCGUUAUUCCCAAUUACAUGUACAGAGCUGCGUAUACCCACCGUAAAUGCCUUAAGAUUUUUCUCACAUCGAAAUAAUUGUAAAUUAUUUUUUUUCUCUUGGGUAUUUUUAAAGAGUUGCCUUAUAAUAAUAUGAUUGAUUUAUUCAGCCAUGUUUGUAUGGAGCUUUAAAAUGUCUACCUUGUUCUUGUAAUAUAGCAAUUUUCAUUAUUUUUUUUAAUGUUUUGUCCUCACUUGCUGGUUAAGGAGUAUUUUCUGUAAACGUUUUGUGUAUUAAGAUCUUUCAAUAACUUAAUGUCUCUUCACUUAUACAUAGCUAAGUUAAGUUAAUAAUAAGUAAGCAAUAAUUAAAAUAUUUAGUUGUUUUGUUCGUUGUCUUUGUAUUGUCGUAAUACUUUCAUAGUGCCUUAUACAAAUAACACAAGGUCCAUAUUUUAAUUAUGAAAUAAAAUACUUUAAUGUAAUUUAUAUAGAAACCGAUUUGUCAUAAAGCAAUGACCACAUAAGUACCAACCAAAAUAAAUGCUAAUGUUGUUUUAAUUAAAGUUUAUUGUAAACA
This is a messenger RNA of Spodoptera frugiperda (fall armyworm), 1191 nucleotides long. RefSeq lists its product as uncharacterized. The coding region runs from base 112 to 558 and encodes 148 amino acids. NCBI's taxonomy places the organism in Eukaryota, Metazoa, Arthropoda, Insecta, Lepidoptera, Noctuidae. Gene Ontology annotation, biological process: regulation of synaptic transmission, cholinergic; sleep; positive regulation of voltage-gated potassium channel activity. The transcript is spliced from 3 exons. The record is from RefSeq and is a predicted model, not a curated record.